CUAAAAUUACAUAAGGUAAUUAAGAGAGAGAGAGAGAGAGACGUAUAGAAGCUUAACAUCGGGAAGCCGAAUUGAUUUUGACCAUGGAGGAUUUGUGCGAUGGCAACAUGGAGUUGAAGGAGAUUCAAACCCUGGCAGGACACUCCGAUAGGGUUUGGAGCUUGGCUUGGAAUCCGGCCACCGGAACUUCUAAUAAUCCUCCUGUAUUGGCUUCUUGUAGUGGCGAUAAGACUGUUCGAAUUUGGGAGCAGACUCCUUCCAAUCGCCUUUGGCAUUGCAAGGCAGUUCUGGAAGAAACCCACACUCGAACUGUUCGGUCUUGUGCCUGGUCUCCUUGUGGGAAAUUUUUGGCCACCGCCAGCUUUGAUGCCACCACCGCCAUUUGGGAGAACAUUGGCGGUGAUUUCGAAUGCGUUUCUACUUUAGAGGGUCAUGAAAAUGAAGUGAAGUGUGUGAGUUGGAAUGCAUCAGGUUCGCUCCUGGCGACGUGUAGUAGGGAUAAGACUGUUUGGAUAUGGGAAGUGAUGCCUGGGAAUGAAUUUGAGUGUGUUUCAGUUUUGCAAGGACAUACACAAGAUGUUAAAAUGGUUAAAUGGCAUCCAACUAUGGAUGUUUUGUUUUCUUGUAGCUAUGAUAACACUGUUAAGGUUUGGGCUGAGGAUGGUACUGGUGAUUGGCAUUGUGUUCAAUCCUUAGGUGAAUCUAACAAUGGUCACUCUUCUACUGUCUGGGCACUUGCUUUUAAUGCUGAAGGAAACAGAAUGGUUACCUGUAGUGAUGAUCUUACACUAAAAAUAUGGGAAACAGAUGUUGGAGGGAUGCAAUCAGGCAAUGACCUUGUUUCUUGGAAUCACCUUUGCACUCUCUCGGGUUAUCAUGAUAGAACAAUCUUUUCAGUUCAUUGGUCAAGGGAAGGUAUUAUAGCAAGUGGAGCAGCUGAUGAUGCACUGCGGUUUUUCGUGGAGAGCAAAGAUGGUUUGGUUGAUGGUCCUUCAUAUAAACUGUUGUUGAAAAGGGAAAAGGCUCAUGAAAUGGACAUAAACUCAGUGCAAUGGGGCCCUGGGGAAACCGGGCUGCUUGCUUCCACAAGUGAUGAUGGGACAAUAAAGAUAUGGGAGCUGGCAACUCUGACCUGAUUUUUUAUACUUGGCACAGCUUGUGAGACCAAGAGAUUGAUGUUAUUAGAUAUAUCCCUUGUUAAUCUCUUCUUAUUAGUUGAUCAGUGUGAUAGAUGGCCUUAGUUCGACUUGAAAUCGCUCUCUCAUGGAAGCCAUUUGCUGGUUUCCAUAUUAAAUAAAGCAUUUGUGUUUGUAAUCUUCUUUUGGAGUGAUGUAUGACUGGAAUGUUCGAAUUGACUGUAUAGUCUACCAGAACUAAAUUCAAUAGAAAACAUCCGGACCUCGGUAUUUCCUAUA
Molecule: messenger RNA, 1415 nt
Organism: Populus trichocarpa (black cottonwood)
Lineage: Eukaryota; Viridiplantae; Streptophyta; Magnoliopsida; Malpighiales; Salicaceae
Product: protein CIA1
Exons: 9
Coding region: 84-1136 (350 amino acids)
Biological process (GO): iron-sulfur cluster assembly
Cellular component (GO): cytosolic [4Fe-4S] assembly targeting complex
Molecular function (GO): protein binding
Source: RefSeq, a predicted model, not a curated record